AUGGAGAGCGCAUUCGCCUCGCCCACCGAAAAGGUCCUCUCGACUCUGGGAGUGAAUCCUGAUACUGGUCUGACCGAUGAUCAAGUCAUUGCAUCGCGGACUAAGCAUGGCAAGAAUGUCAUCCCCGAAGAACCCCCCACGCCCCUCUGGGAGCUCAUCCUUGAGCAGUUCAAGGACCAGCUCGUGAUUAUCCUCCUCGGAUCUGCCGCCGUUUCCUUCGUGCUCGCUCUGUUCGAUGAUGAGGAAGGCUGGAGCGCUUUCGUCGACCCAGCAGUGAUCCUGACCAUUCUGAUCCUCAACGCCGUCGUUGGUGUCUCACAAGAGAGCAGCGCCGAGAAAGCCAUCGCCGCCCUGCAAGAGUACUCCGCCAACGAGGCCAACGUCAUCCGCAACGGCCAAAUCUCUCGUGUCAAGGCCGAGGACCUUGUGCCCGGUGACAUCGUUUCUGUCCACAUUGGUGAUCGCAUUCCUGCCGAUUGUAGACUGGUUACCAUCGAGAGCAACAGCUUCAACGUCGACCAGGCUAUCUUGACUGGAGAGAGUGAAAGUGUUGGCAAGGACUGCGACCAUGUCGUUAAAGACGAGAAGGCCGUCUUGCAGGACCAGAUCAACAUGUUGUUCUCCGGAACCACUGUUGUUACUGGUCGCGCCAAGGCUGUCGUCGUCUUGACCGGUUCCCAGACUGCCAUAGGCGACAUUCACGAGAGCAUCACUGCCCAGAUCUCCGAGCCAACUCCUCUCAAGCAAAAGCUCAACGACUUUGGUGACAGCCUUGCCAAGGUCAUUACAGUUAUUUGCAUUCUGGUCUGGCUUAUCAACAUCCCCCACUUCAGUGACCCCAGCCACGGUUCUUUUACCAAGGGCGCCAUCUACUACCUGAAGAUUGCCGUCUCCCUUGGUGUUGCCGCUAUUCCUGAAGGUCUUGCUGUUGUCAUCACCACCUGCUUGGCGCUUGGUACUCGCAAGAUGGCUGCCAAGAAUGCCGUGGUCCGAAGCCUGCCGUCCGUCGAAACUUUGGGAAGCUGCAGCGUUAUCUGUUCUGACAAGACUGGUACAUUGACCACCAACCAGAUGAGUGUCAGCAAGCUCGUCUACCUAAGCGAGAAUGGCUCGGGUCUUGUCGAGCACGAUGUUGAGGGCACUACUUUUGCUCCUAAGGGAUCCAUCUCUCUCAGAGGCGAGACCGUUACCGACCUGACCCGUUCUUCUUCUACUGUUCGUCAGAUGACUGAGGUCGCUGCGGUUUGCAACGACUCCAAGAUCGCCUAUGAUGCCCAGAGCGCCACCUACUCCAAUGUUGGCGAGCCUACUGAGGGCGCCCUGAGAGUUCUGGUAGAGAAACUAGGACCUUGUGCGCCUCCUGGCAGCAACCCUGAAGACUGUGUACACUACGCCAGCGCUCAGUACGAGAGCCGACUUCCCCGCCUGUCUACCUUCGAAUUCUCCAGAGAUCGUAAGAGCAUGUCUGUUCUUGUUCAGAACGGCCAAGAGAAGAAGCUCCUCGUCAAGGGUGCUCCCGAGUCUGUCAUUGAACGAUGCUCGCACGCCCUUGUUGGUGCUGACGGAAAGCGCCAACCUUUGAACGGCAAGCUCUCGGAUUUGAUCGCCAAGGAAGUUGUUGACUACGGCAACCGCGGUCUUCGUGUCAUUGCCCUCGCCAGCAUUGACAACAUCGGCGAGAAUCCUCUGUUGAAGUCGGCCAAGACUACUGCCCAGUAUGCCCAGAUCGAGCAGAACAUGACCUUCCUUGGAUUGGUCGGUAUGCUUGAUCCCCCUCGCCCCGAGGUCAAGGCCUCUAUCCGCAAGUGCAAGGAUGCCGGAAUCCGCGUUAUCGUCAUCACCGGAGACAACCGCAACACUGCUGAGAGCAUCUGCCGACAGAUUGGUGUCUUUGACGAAUACGAGGAUCUCAAGGGCAAGAGCUACACUGGUAGAGAAUUUGAGAACCUCAGCGAAAGCGAGGCUAUCGUGGCCGCCAAGAACGCAUCUCUCUUCUCUCGUGUCGAACCCAGCCACAAGUCCAAGCUUGUUGACCUACUCCAGCAACAGGGAGAGGUUGUGGCCAUGACCGGUGACGGUGUCAACGACGCACCCGCCCUCAAGAAGGCCGAUAUUGGUGUCGCCAUGGGUUCCGGUACUGAUGUGUCCAAGCUUGCUGCCGACAUGGUGCUUGCCGAUGACAACUUCGCCACGAUCGAGGUUGCCAUUGAGGAGGGACGUUCCAUCUACAACAACACCCAGCAGUUCAUUCGCUACCUCAUCUCUUCCAACAUUGGCGAAGUCGUCUCCAUCUUCCUCACUGCUGCCCUUGGCAUGCCCGAGGCAUUGAUCCCUGUCCAGCUUCUCUGGGUCAACCUGGUUACCGAUGGUCUUCCCGCCACUGCCUUGUCGUUCAACCCCCCUGACCACGAGAUCAUGAAGCGCCAGCCCAGAAAGCGUGACGAGCCUCUCAUCGGCGGCUGGCUCUUCCUUCGUUACCUCAUCAUCGGUACCUACGUAGGUGUGGCUACUGUCGCCGGCUACGCUUGGUGGUUCAUGUACAACCCUGAGGGUCCUCAGAUCACUUUCUCUCACCUCUCCCGCUUCCACCGCUGCUCCACCGACUUCCCGGAAAUCGGCUGCCAGAUGUUCUCAAACAGCUCUGCCAAGUCUGCCUCGACGGUUUCGCUCUCGAUUUUGGUCGUCAUUGAGAUGUUCAACGCCAUGAACGCGCUGUCCUCCAGCGAGUCUCUCUUGACUCUGCCUCUCUGGGCCAACAUGAAGCUUGUCUACGCCAUCACCCUUUCCAUGGCUCUUCACUUUGCCCUCCUCUACACUCCUUUCCUCCAGAACCUGUUCUCCAUUCUCCCCCUGAACUGGAACGAGUGGAAGGCGGUCUUGUACAUCAGCGCCCCUGUCGUCCUCAUCGACGAGGUUCUCAAGGCCGUUGAGAGAUCUUUCUUCAGUCAGAAGAAGACGGUCCAGUCCUCCAAGGGAAAGAAGGAGAAUUAG
This is a messenger RNA of Colletotrichum spaethianum, 2991 nucleotides long. Its product is annotated as calcium-transporting ATPase 3, endoplasmic reticulum-type. Gene Ontology annotation, biological process: calcium ion transmembrane transport; intracellular calcium ion homeostasis. Gene Ontology annotation, cellular component: membrane. Gene Ontology annotation, molecular function: P-type calcium transporter activity; ATP hydrolysis activity; ATP binding. The coding region runs from base 1 to 2991 and encodes 996 amino acids. The transcript is spliced from 4 exons. The record is from RefSeq and is a predicted model, not a curated record. NCBI's taxonomy places the organism in Eukaryota, Fungi, Ascomycota, Sordariomycetes, Glomerellales, Glomerellaceae.